Messenger RNA from Pocillopora damicornis (cauliflower coral), 1212 nucleotides. Its product is annotated as potassium channel subfamily K member 9-like. Lineage: Eukaryota; Metazoa; Cnidaria; Anthozoa; Scleractinia; Pocilloporidae. Gene Ontology annotation, molecular function: outward rectifier potassium channel activity; potassium ion leak channel activity. The record is from RefSeq and is a predicted model, not a curated record. Gene Ontology annotation, cellular component: plasma membrane. Gene Ontology annotation, biological process: stabilization of membrane potential; potassium ion transmembrane transport.
AUGGAUAUGUUGACAAAAUUAGUUCUUCUUCGAGCUGCUGGCUUCCUACUGUGGAUCUUAUUAAGUGCGUGGGUGUUCCAUGAAGUGGAGUACACAGAAAAAAAUGAAGCUGAAGAAAAGUAUCGGUUGUUAGUCUCUUUGUACGUUUUCAUGAACUCCAAAUGUAACGUCAGUACGGAGGAGUUUGAUAACUUUACCAAACAAGCGCACGAGGCAUUGAGUGAGCCCAAACCAGAAUGGACCUACGUGGCUUCAUUUGACUUCGUUUUCCAAGCGUUAACUACAAUUGGAUACGGAUACAUCACUCCUCAAACACCCUCUGGUCAGGUGCUGUGUAUUUUUGUCUGUUUCAUCGGGAUUCCAAUGACUUUGCUCAUGUUAAAAUCUAUUGGAGAACUUAUUUCAAGGAGCGUUGAAACGAUCGUCACGAAGGUGGAAAAGAGACUACAGAAAAGAGAGGAACCAAAACACAUUAAAACAAAGAGUGCCAUAAUACUGUUUUCUAUAAUGAUAAUGAUACUACUGUCCUACACAAUAAUGCUUAACAUCGUAAUUAGUUGGACAUACGUUGAAGGAAUUUAUUUCUGGUUUGUAACCUUUACUACGAUUGGCUUCGGUGACUACAUACCACACAGACAAGAAAUGGCCACCCCCUCUUUGAACUCCAAAAAUUCUCCUAGCAACGAAUCACUUAACACACCUUCUAUGUUCUUUAUCGGCAUCGCUUAUUAUACCUCAACUUUGAUUGGCCUCUGCAUCGUGUCAAGUGUACUGGACUCCAUCGUGAAGGUUCUGGAAGAAAGGAGAUUGCGGCCUCGGUGCUCCACAUGUGUCCCUCGAAAAAAGAAGAACCACGUUGGAAGUGACAAAUGCGACAUUCCUGAUAAGGAAGAGGCCGAAAAUACAUUUAUAGAAUUGGAAAAUUAUGGGCUCCAAAAGGAGAUAUCACAGUAAUUCACAAUAACACUGGUUAGCAAAUUUUGGUUGAAUGCAAUCACUCGUCUUAGUUUAGAAUACACAGGAGUCCAUCUAGUGAGAAAAAGGGAAAACGCGAUGAUAAGGAACCUCUGAAGUCCAAGUAAGAGGAGCUGCACUGACUGUGUACGAAGGAGAAGAAGAUGUGUCAAGUAUCCAUAAUAAUCAAUCUGACUAGGUAACCUUCCGCACGGUUCUAUUUGGGAAUGUACCCGAUCGUUAACUUGAAAAAGUUGA